Messenger RNA from Theobroma cacao (cacao), 1674 nucleotides. RefSeq names its product B-box type zinc finger protein with CCT domain-containing protein. Gene Ontology annotation, molecular function: zinc ion binding; protein binding. The record is from RefSeq and is a predicted model, not a curated record. Lineage: Eukaryota; Viridiplantae; Streptophyta; Magnoliopsida; Malvales; Malvaceae.
UCUCUCAAUCAUUUCUUAAGCAAAGCAGCCAAAACUUAGCGCCAAUUCAAUGCUAUAUUACUCUCUGACUUCUUAACAUAUUCCUCCAUUACCUAAAUCCCAAUCAAACAAACACCAAACCCGGCAGAAGAAACCAAACCCAAGCCAACAACCACACAUGACUGAUCAGAAAAAUAAUAACCAAAAACAGUGGAGACUCUGUGAUUAUUGUAACCAAUCCAAAGCUUUUUUAUAUUGCAGAGCUGACUCGGCCAAGCUAUGUUUUUCAUGCGACAGGGAAGUUCAUUCAGCCAACCAACUAUUCACCAGGCACCCUCGGUCGCAGCUCUGUGACGCCUGUGACAAAUCCCCUGCUUCCAUCUUUUGCGAAACAGAGCAAUCUGUUUUUUGCUCAAAUUGUGACUGGGAAAGCCACAAGUGUUCCUCAUCUUCGUUGCAUAAUAGGAGGCCCAUAGAAGGGUUUUCUGGGUGUCCUUCUGUUAGUGAAUUGGUUAAUAGUUUUGGGAUUGAGGAUUUGGGUAGCAAAACUCUGUUUUUGAGUGAAGAGAAAGUUGGCUGUGGAGAUGGUGGUGAAGAUGAUGGGUUGUUGGAUUUGUUAAGUUGGGAAACUCCUGAGUUUUCUAGCCUUGAUGAUUUGAUUGUUUCGAGUGAUUUUGGACAUGGGUUUAAGCCCACUGAUGUUCCUCCUCUGCGUAAGAACCGUAAUGCUUCUUGUGGACGACAUAAGGAGGAGAUGCUUCUUCAGCUUCGUGAACUGGCAAAGUCAGAACCCAACCUCAGCACUGAUUUUGAAAAUGUUACUGGGUUCCUGCCACUUUUACCUAAUACUUAUAAUUCGCAGCCAGGAAGUGUGCAUACAAGUUGCAAAAAUGAUAAAGAUCCAAUUCCAUUUCCUGCUUAUGAGUUAAGUGCACCGCAGUGCUUCAGUGAUAAUGUCGAGAUGGCCAAUCAAGUAUUUCUACCUUUUUCACAAUUAAGAGGCUACACUGAGGAAAGUGCUGUUGUUCCUAAUGAACAUCUAGAUACUAGUAGGACCGCACAUGUGAAUGAUAGUCUUGAAGACCAACUACAACAUCAAAUUGCUGCUGGAACCACAUCAGCGCUUCCAAAGAUUGUUGUCCAUGAGUUAAAUAGCCAAGAGAGACACUCUGCAAUUUCACGCUACAAGGAGAAAAGGAAAACAAGAAGAUAUGAUAAGCACAUCAGGUAUGAAUCAAGAAAGGUACGAGCUGAAAGCAGGACAAGAAUUAAGGGGCGUUUUGCAAAGGUGGAGCAUUGAGAUACUGGUAAAGAACUGUGAGACUGGAAUCGCUAGAACUUGGGUCAUUUUUGAAACUAGAAAAUAUUUUCCUUCUGUUUAGUCCUUUCUCCUAGAAGCUAAAGCUUUAGAUAUACUAGGUUCCUUACUUGUAAAAUAUGAAUUUUGUAAAUAGCCUUUAGCUUUUAUACCCAUUAUAAUGAAUUGUAAGACCUAUAUAUGAUGCCUGAAGCAUUAGAUAUCAUAGCUGCACAUCAUGUAGGUUAUUAGUUAUCCUCACUUUUUUAUUAGAAAAUCUCCUUUCUUGCUGUGUAGAAUGGGGUGAGAUCCACAUCCUGUCACCAUUUUUGGACUUGUAAGUUGAUAGUUAGUGCAGAAAAUAAAAGAAAAGCAUAUGAACUAUGCAAUUUUUGGAA